This is a messenger RNA of Cetraspora pellucida, 177 nucleotides long. NCBI's taxonomy places the organism in Eukaryota, Fungi, Glomeromycota, Glomeromycetes, Diversisporales, Gigasporaceae. The record is from the annotation of a GenBank genome assembly.
AUGGAGGGUACAGCACAUUGUAGACCUGAAGGAUUUUAUUUUUGGGCUUAUUUCUUUGGAGCUAAUUUUGUAUGGGCUAUUGCUGCUACCACCUUGAUUUGGCAAGGAUGGUGUCAAAUAGUUAGUUCUCCCAAGAAUGAUAGAUAUGAAUGUGUUAAAGUUUUAUCAUGGGAAUAA